This is a messenger RNA of Didymodactylos carnosus, 1134 nucleotides long. The record is from the annotation of a GenBank genome assembly. NCBI's taxonomy places the organism in Eukaryota, Metazoa, Rotifera, Eurotatoria, Philodinida, Philodinidae.
AUGUUAUCAAACUACCCACUAUUGCAGGAAUGGGCAUUUCAUCGAAUUAAUCGAUAUCCUCCACGUGAUAUUGGUAAAGCAUUGGCUGAUUUAGAAAUGCAGAAGGAUUUAAGUACAUCUUGUCGAUUCAAUAUUCAUAUAGUAUGUGCAAAUCUCUAUCAAGUGUGUGGUAUCGUCGAGAAAACUCAAGAUGAAAUAGAUCAGGCUAAACAGUUAUCAUUGUCAUAUCCUAGUAAUAAUGAUAGACUUAUCAAAGACGACCAGAUGAAAGAAGUUUGUAUGAAAACUAGAUUUCGAAUAAUGUACUUACAAAAACAUAAUAAUCAACUGAACAAACAUAAAGAAGAAGAUUUUGGUCAAAAUAAACAAAAACAAAAGGUUAAUAUAACAAUACCAUGUCUAAAGACUUCGGAUGCAUUUGGUAUGCGUACACUAUGGCGUAAUGUUGUUUUAAAUGUUAUGGAUAAUUUAGAAUCAGCAUCAUACUAUAGUCGCUUCAUGUUUAACCAUGCGCUUAUACAUCCCAUAGAAACAUUAUCUCAUGCUUGUAGUGUAUAUAUUGGUUUAAAUCUAGCUAUGUUAGAAGAGAAUGCUAUUCAAGAAUUAUCUCAUCGUGUCUUAGGUUAUAAUCAAUACAAAAAUAUUUGGAAUUGUUUAGAAGAUAUCGCAAAAUUUAAUCAACAUACUGAAGAAUCCAAAGAAAUUUCUCAUAUACAUAGAAUGGCGCAUAUCUGGGGCACAGCAGCAGCUGCUUACUAUCUCUAUUCACGGUCUGCCUCUCCUAAAGAUCUCUAUUUUUUAAACUGUUAUAAAGUGUGCGCAUCAAUUACUCGUGUCACAAUUGAAUAUUCUGGUGUAGUAUCUGGUUUUGAAGUCUUGCAGAUACUUGCUCGGCAGCGUAUAGUACCAUUUUUCCGCUUACUAAAUGCAGAUUGUGGUUUAGAGCUAUUUCCUAUAAAAGUAGUUAAAGAUGAGAAUAGUGUAUAUAUUCCAGAAUGUAUCGAUUAUUUUCGAAAAUUAUUGGCGAAGACAGUUCGCGGCGUAAAUAGUGAUAGAAGUCAAUCUAUUCUGUUUUCAGUUGAAACUGUAGAUAAAUUUGUGACAGAAUUAUUUAAUAACGACGCAACAGCAUAG